This is a messenger RNA of Microtus oregoni (creeping vole), 3095 nucleotides long. It is a transcript of the gene Gpr149, whose product is annotated as G protein-coupled receptor 149. The transcript is spliced from 4 exons. Gene Ontology annotation, cellular component: membrane; neuron projection. Gene Ontology annotation, biological process: neuropeptide signaling pathway. The coding region runs from base 1 to 2193 and encodes 730 amino acids. Gene Ontology annotation, molecular function: G protein-coupled receptor activity; neuropeptide binding. The record is from RefSeq and is a predicted model, not a curated record. Lineage: Eukaryota; Metazoa; Chordata; Mammalia; Rodentia; Cricetidae.
AUGUCUUUCCUUCUCAGCAACUUAACAAAUGACUCUAACCUGUGGAAAGUAAGUCAUAAUUCUACGGACCUUGUGAAUUCGCCAGCAACUCCGACUCUUUCUCUUUUCUGCCUGAUCUGUUUAAUGACUCUCGCAGCUCUGGUGGGCAGCAUUUUCUCACUGUUUUCCCUGCUGACCGUGCAAAACAGAACUGUUGUGUCCUUGCUUGUGGCUUCCUGGUCUGUGGAUGAUCUCUUGAGCGUCUUCUCAGUGGCCAUCUUCAUGUUUUUGCAAUGGCCAAAAGAGACUCCAGGCUACUUCCAGUCCUUAUGCACCACCUCUGCCUUAGUGUAUUUGUGCCAGGGCCUCUCCAGCAACUUGAAGGCGUCUCUUAUAGUCUUCUACAACUUUUAUACGAUGCACAGGACAGUGGCGAGUCAGUCAGCCUCCUUGCGAUCAGGACAGGUGCUUGGUGUGGUACUGACUGUGUGGGCAGUCAGCCUGCUGCUGGCCGCGCUCCCACUGUGUGGCUGGGGCUUCUUCGUGCGCACGCCCUGGGGCUGCUUGACCGACAGCUCCAGUCCCUACGUGCUGCUCCUCUUCGCCGUCUACGCUUCCGCCUUUGGGCUCCUGGCGGUUCUCUCCGUCCCUCUCACUCACCAGCUGCUGUGUUCCGAGGAGCCGCCGAGACUCCAUGCCAACUACCAGGAAAUUUCCCGUGGCGCCUCCACUCCCGGGACCCCCGCUGCUGGGGGAAGAGUGCUCUGUCUGUCGCCAGAGAACGUUGCGAUCCCAGCUCUUAGAUGCGCUGGAGGAUGCUCCCCGAGCUCCGACUCGGUGCCUGGCCCAGGUCAGUCUGCUGCCUCCGGCUCUGGAGCCAGCAAGCGAGAAAAUCCCGGGACUCCCCAUGGCAUCAGCAGCUUCCCCGUGAGCCUGGCACAGAAACGCUUUUCUUUGAUCCUAGCGCUGACGAAAGUCAUCCUUUGGCUGCCCAUGAUGAUCCACAUGGUGGUAAAACACGUGGUGGGAUUUCAGAGCCUUCCGGUCGAUACCCUCAGUUUCCUCCUAACCCUGCUGGCCAGCGUUGUAACCCCAGUGUUUAUCUUGUCCAAACGCUGGACCCACUUACCUUGUGGCUGUAUCAUCAACUGCCAGCCAGACGCCUACUCCGUUGAGUUCGAUGGGAAAAAGUCCAAGAGGAAAGGUUUUGAAUUCAAUCUAUCGUUCCAACAAAGUUAUGGAAUUUACAAAAUAUCACACGCAGAUUACUAUGAGGAUGAUGAAAAUUCCAUAUCCUAUCACAACCUGAAGAACUGUGAGUGCGAAGCUACAAAGGAGCCUGGGGGAGACAACCGCAAUGUCUUCAACGCCAUUACAGUAGAAAUCAGCACCACGCCACCGGUGGACAGCACCACACUGUUGGGCGUCAACAAGUGCACCAAUACUUCAGACAUCCCAGAGGCCAAAGCCGGCUUGAACGGGGAAAAGAGUGCUUUGUCUGUUCAAACAGAAAGUGAUAUUAACUAUGAAGAAACCACCAUUUUUGAAGGUCCAGAAAGACGAUUGUCUCAUGAGGAGAAUCAGAAACCUGAUCUUUCAGACUGGGAGUGGUGCAGGAGUAAGUCAGAACGAACCCCUCGCCAGCGUUCCGGUGGGCUGGCUAUUCCCUUAUGUGCAUUCCAGGGCACUGUGUCUCUCCAAGCACCUACAGGGAAAACCCUCUCUCUAUCUACGUAUGAGGUCAGCGCAGAAGGGCAAAAGAUCACCCCAGCCUCGAAGAAAAUAGAAGUCUAUCGAUCCAAAAGUGUGGGCCAUGAACCCAACUCAGAGGAGACUCCCUCCACGUUUGCAGACACCAGCGUGAAAAUACACUUGGAGGUCCUUGAAAUCUGCGACAACGAUGAGGCUUUGGACACUGUGUCAAUCAUCAGCAACAUCAGCCAGUCCUCAACCAAAGUCAGGUCUCCUUCUUUGCGCUAUUCGCGGAAGGAGAACAGAUUCGUCUCCUGCGAUUUAGGAGAAACUGCCUCCUACUCCCUCUUCUUACCCACAAGUGAUCCUGAUGGUGAUAUCAACAUCUCCAUCCCAGACACCGUGGAGGCACACAGACAGAACAGUAAGCGGCAGCAUCAGGUCAGGGAAGGCUACCAGGAAGAGAUCCAGCUGUUAAACAAAGCCUACAGGAAAAGGGAGGCAGAAAGUGAGGUUAGUUAGGGAUUGACUGGUCUUACAGGGUCAGACAGCUCUGCAACCCUGGACUGCAAAACUUGCCCUAGUCCUGAGACUCAUUUCCCACUUCCUUCUAAUCAUGGGCUUACAUAAGCUUUCCUGGUUCUUAUUUUUCGGGGUGACUUGCUGCUGUGCAUACAUACAGUGCAUUUCACACACUACUUAAAAAUCAUACACUGUGGCAGUUGAACAAUUUUGUGUCUGGUUUCUCAAAACCUUCCUAAGCCAAAUCCUGAUCUAGUUUGCUAAUAUUUUGCCUAUUUAUGAAAAGGAUGUACUGUUCUCAUGCAUGGGUUUCUGCACACAGGCUGCUUUUGACUGCAAGAGGGAAAAAUGAUGUUGCGGAAAUGGAAAAAAAAGUGCACCAAAACUCUGAGUUGUAUUUGAAUGCAUAUUUACCUAAACACGUCUAGCCAGAUAGGCUUAUUGCAGUUACUGCUUUGCCUUUUCAGUGGUCCAGGAAAUAUGUUCUUGUAUAAUAAGGCAAAUUAGCUUCUAACAUGGAAAUUUAGAUAUAACCCUAGUCUAUUGUUACUUCAUUUAUUGUUAUAGAGUACAAGUAGUUUAGCAAGUGGUUCUGUUUGUCUCUCUUGAAUAUAUCAGAGGUCUUCUUUUGCCUAUUCACUGUGUCAAAAUCACUCUUAAAUAUUCUGUAUAUUGCAAGUGGCAUUAGAAGUAAUCUUUAAUUCAAACAUCUCUGGAAAGAAGCUUGUUGUUAGGUUUCUCUUCCUCCAAUACCUGUGGUAUGCUUUAUUUGAACUAACGUGUUGUGGAAUAUUAAAGAUGUGUCACAUUUGUUUAUGCUGUGGAAUAUUUGUUUAAUGGUGCAAAGAUGUGUUGUAUUCUUUUAUGUUGCAUUUGUUUAACUCUGUGAAGCUGUGUUACUU